CAGGGUCAGUCAGGGUCAAUCAGGGUCAGUCAGGGUCAGUCAGGGUCAGUUAGGGUCAGUCAGGGUCAGUCAGGGCAGAAAAUCUUUUGAGCAGGUUUGACUCCAGGUUUAAUCUGGUGUAAUGGAGACAGACAGGAAGUGAAACAAUGAGCCUGAUGGAUUAUCAUGGGAUGCUAACAGCUAAUAGCAACCUGCUAGCGUUAGCUUUAGCUUCAUAUUAACAACCACACGAUCAUUUCAGAGGAAACUAAACGUCACUGACCUGCAGCAUCGUCUGACUCCUGCUAAGCUAACUGCUGCAGUGAAAGGCCACUUCCUGCUGUGAACGUCAAAAUAAAAGCACUUCCUGUCCGUUCAUUUAAAUGGAUGUCCGCCCCUCCCAGCCGUAAUAACCGGUGGUGGUUUCAGGCAUGGCGGCGCUGGACAGCAGGGCGUCGGGGAAGAUGGGGAUGCGCGCCGUGAUCUACUACAUGACCACCACCAUCAUCGCCGUCUUCGUCGGGAUCAUCAUCGUCCUCAUCAUCCACCCGGGAAAAGGCUCCAAGGCCGAGUUUGGGAAGCAGCAGACCAUCGAGCAGGUCAGCCCCGCCGACGCCUUCCUGGACCUCAUCAGAAACAUGUUCCCUCCGAACCUGGUGCAGGCCUGCACGCAGCAGUUCAAGACCAGGUAUGGAAAGAGGAAGGUCCAUGUGACGAUCACGGUGAACGAGUCGCUCUUCAACUCCACCAACGCCACGCAGGAGGUCAUGGAGGUCAGCAGGGAGGAGGUGAUCCCCAUACCUGGCCAGGUGAACGGGGUCAACGCCCUGGGCCUGGUGGUCUUCUCCAUGUGCUUCGGCCUGAUCAUCGGCAGCAUGAAGGAGCAGGGCCAGGUCCUCAGGGACUUCUUCGACAGCCUGAAUGAAGCCAUCAUGAGCCUGGUGGCCAUCAUCAUGUGGUACGCUCCCGUCGGCAUCCUGUUUCUGAUCGCGGGGAAGAUCGUGGAGAUGGACGACCUGACGCAGAUGGGCGGCCAGCUGGGCAUGUACACCGUCACCGUCAUCAUCGGGCUGCUGAUCCACGGCGUGCUCAUCCUGCCCACGCUGUACUUCGUCAUCACGCGGCAGAAUCCCUUCGUCUUCAUCGCCGGGCUCCUGCAGGCUCUGGUCACGGCUCUGGGAACGUCGUCCAGCUCCGCCACGCUGCCCGUCACCUUCAAGUGUCUGGAGGAGAACAACCGCAUCGACAAGCGCAUCACGCGCUUCGUGCUGCCGGUCGGCGCCACCAUCAACAUGGACGGCACGGCUCUGUACGAGGCGCUGGCGGCCAUCUUCAUCGCCCAGGUCAACAACAUGGAGAUGAACUUCGGCCAGAUCAUCACCAUCAGCAUCACAGCGACGGCGGCCAGCAUCGGCGCCGCCGGCAUCCCGCAGGCCGGCCUGGUUACCAUGGUGAUCGUGCUGACCUCCGUCGGACUCCCUACUGAUGACAUCACUCUCAUCAUAGCAGUCGAUUGGUUCCUGUGAGUAUAACCCCAGUAAACACGACCAACUGGGGGCAGCAGGCGGGGUCAAAGGUUAUCGCUGACGGCAACUCCACUGGGGUCACUGCAAAGGUCGUUCUAAAGGUCAACGGCAGCUCCACAUCCUCCAGCACCCACUGACACACUUCUCCUUCUCCCCAGAGCCUCGUGCCACAUCUUCCCUUGUACUGAAUAUUUUUGAGUUUUAACAUAGAAACAUAAUUAGCUUCUCAAAUUAAUCGUUUCAAUUAGAAAACCAGGACCAGAAACGGCUCGGCUAACUGGGGCGACUGGGGAAACGGCUAACUGGGGCGACUGGAGAAACGGCUCGGCUAACUGGGGCGACUGGAGAAACGGCUCGGCUAACUGGGGCGACUGGAGAAACGGCUAACUGGGGCGACUGGAGAAACGGCUCGGCUAAC
This is a messenger RNA of Poecilia reticulata (guppy), 1923 nucleotides long. The record is from RefSeq and is a predicted model, not a curated record. Lineage: Eukaryota; Metazoa; Chordata; Actinopteri; Cyprinodontiformes; Poeciliidae.